Molecule: messenger RNA, 1168 nt
Organism: Impatiens glandulifera
Lineage: Eukaryota; Viridiplantae; Streptophyta; Magnoliopsida; Ericales; Balsaminaceae
Exons: 2
Coding region: 105-1100 (331 amino acids)
Molecular function (GO): protein binding
Source: RefSeq, a predicted model, not a curated record
AUUCUUCUUCUUCUUCUUUUCUUCUCUUUUUUUUUUAUUUUAUUUUAAUUAUUUGUUAUUAUUAUUCUCCAUAGCCUUCUUUGAUUGGAUGAAACCGUGAGAGGAUGAUAACAACAACUCCGGCUGGAUCUCCAACAAAAACAAGUAAAAUUAAAUUCUUAUGCAGUCACGGUGGAAAGAUUAUGCUCCGACCACCCGACGCCGUCCUCAAGUAUGUCGGCGGCCAGACUCGCGUCCUUUCCGUUCCCCGCAAUAUCGAUUUCACAGGCUUAACGAAGAAAAUCGCGACACUCAAAGAUGGCAAUGUCAUCCUCAAGUACCAACUAAUCCACGAAGACCUAGAUGCCCUAGUAACCGUACGAUCAAACGAAGACCUUCGUUUCAUGAUCGACGAAUGCCAACGUUACGAACUCAUAGGAGCACCUAGACUCCGGGCCUUCCUAUUCCCUACCAACACAAUUGUAACCGAAACCACCACGCCUAACCUCAUCGAUCCUCACGCACUCGAGCAACAUUACAUCGACGCCGUAAACGGCGUCUUCCGAACCGGAACAAAGUAUUCGUAUCUCGGCCACCGUCCUUACUCCGUCCCCGUUUCCUCCUCCUCCGGAUCAUCGUCCACUCCGAACUCCGUCGAUAGCAACUCCGCGCUCGAGAACACCAACAACGCCCCGGAAGCAGCCAUCCGACUGCAAAACUACAUCACGAGCAAACUCAGUCUGCAUCGGGUACAGAGCAGUCCGACGAUAUCAAACCUCGUGAAUCAUCAUCAUUAUCAUCAUCACCACAGCCACCACCAUUGUAGCGGUCAUCAAUCGCCGCAAAACGUCGGCAGCGGUUACCAAUCGCCGGUGAUGGUUCAAUACAACAGGCAAAUGACGAUGCCGACGCCGCCUAGGACAGGCGGAUGCAAACCAGUUGAGUGGCGUAAAGUUGGUUAUAAUUAUCCUCCGUCGUCGACAAGGCACGCAAGGAGUUCGAGUGUGAGCGGUUAUUUACAAAACGAAGAGUAUUUUGUAGAGAGGCGAUUAGAAACGGAAGACUGGUUCUCAAGGAUGAUUAUCCAGCCUUCUACGCAAAUCCCGUUUAGUAUUCAAUAGCUAUAGCAUAAACUAAAUGUCGCGAAUUGCAAAAUUCCAACCUUUUACGGUGUAUUAUUUUGUGUAUU